GGUGCGCUGUGUCCCUCGGACACAGCGGAGCACUGAUCAAUGGAAAGAGGCAAAGAUGUCAGCUCGGUCAUGUGAUCAGCUGUGUCCAAUCACAGCUGAUCACAUAGGGGACAUGUACACUGAUCAUCAGGGCACUAAUGAUCAGUGUUCCCUGAUGAUCUGUGUAGCCCCAGCAGUGCCAUCUGUCAGUGUCCAUCAGUGCCAGCUCUCAGUGCUCAUCCAUGCCACCUGCCAGUGCCCAUCAGUGCCACAUUUCAGUGCCUACCAGUGCACAUCAAUGCCACAUAUCAGUGCCCAUCUGAGCUGCCUUUCAGUGUCACCCAUCAGUGCCAGUCAGUGCCACCUAUCAGUUCUGAAAAUCAGUGCCACCUAUUAGUGCUGCCAAUCAGUGCUGCCUAGCAGUGCCGCCUAUCAGUGCCAGUCAGUGCCGCCUAUCAGUGUGCAUCAGUGCCGCGCCUAACAGUGCCAGCUAACAGUG
Staurois parvus is the source of this 478-nucleotide messenger RNA. The record is from the annotation of a GenBank genome assembly. NCBI's taxonomy places the organism in Eukaryota, Metazoa, Chordata, Amphibia, Anura, Ranidae.